CUGUAACUACAGCGCUCUGAUCCGCACACCAACACAAACGCCAUCUUUAGCCGACAAAGUGCUGUACUGAAGCAGAGUUGUGGUUCGAAACUAGGUCAGGCGCCUGGAAAACUCGAAGACUUUUGGAGAUCUCCCGUCGGAAGCCUCCUCGGUUGGUGUUCAGCAACGCCCGGCCACACCGCACCGUCGUAUGGUCCAAUGUGUUUGAUCGCUCGGCCAGCCCGUACGCAGUUUUAUUUUGUCGGUCCAGGUUGACGUUGAAAGUGAUCCUCCGUAAAUAAGCAACCGACGGUGGAGCUAAAAGCCAGGAUGAAACGAGGUCUCCAAGAGAAUGAGCAGGAGGAAGGAGGAGGCCCCAGUGGGGGGUAUCAGAAGAGUAUCAAAUGGUCAACUAAGCAGGAUGGAGAGAAAGAACUGGAAGAGCAAGGAGCCAGCUGGGAGUGUUUGCCGCAGGAGAUCCUGCUUCACAUUUUCCAGUACCUCCCACUGCUGGACAGAGCUUUUGCUUCUCUGGUGUGCCGGGGCUGGAAUCAGGCCUUCCACAUGCCAGAGCUGUGGCGCUGCUUUGAGUUUGAGCUGAACCAGCCGGCCAGCUCCUACCUGAAGGCCACACACCCGGAGCUCAUCAAACAGAUCAUCAAAAAGCACUCCAACCACCUGCAGUACGUCAGCUUCAAGGUGGACAGCAGCAGAGAGUCUGCAGAGGCGGCGUGCAACAUCCUCUCUCAGCUGGUGAAUUGUUCUUUGAAAACCCUGGGACUCAUAUCCACAGCCAGGCCCAGCUUCAUGGAGAUGCCCAAGUCUCACUUCAUCUCCGCUCUGACGGUUGUUUUCGUCAACUCCAAAUCUCUGUCCUCCCUGAAAAUCGACGACACCCCUGUGGAUGAUCCCUCCCUCAAAGUCCUGGUGGCCAACAACAGCGACACUCUCAAGCUGCUGAAAAUGAGCAGCUGCCCUCAUGUUUCACCUGCCGGCAUCAUGUGCGUGGCCGAUCAGUGCCACGGCCUGAGAGAGCUGGCUCUGAACUACCACUUGCUGAGCGACGAACUCCUCAUCGCGCUCUCCUCGGAGAAGCACGUUCACCUCGAGCACCUUCGCAUCGACGUGGUCAGCGAGAACCCAGGCCAGCAGUUCCACACCAUCAAGAAGAGCAGCUGGGACGCCAUGGUGCGCCACUCCCCCAAAUUCAACCUGGUGAUGUACUUCUACCUCUACGAGGAGGAGUUCGACCCUUUCUUCCGCGACGAAAUCCCCGUCACGCACCUGUACUUCGGCCGCUCCGUCAGCAAAGACGUGCUGGGCCGCGUCGGGCUCACCUGCCCGCGUCUGGUGGAGCUGGUGGUGUGCGCCAACGGGCUGCGGCCUCUUGACGAGGAGCUCAUCCGCAUCGCCCAGCGCUGCACGCAGCUGUCCGCCAUCGGCUUGGGGGAGUGCGAAGUGUCCUGCAGCGCCUUCGUGGAGUUCGUGAAGAUGUGCGGAGACAGACUGAAGCAGCUGUCCAUCAUGGAGGAAGUGCUGGUUCCGGAUCACCGUUACGAGCUGGACGACAUUCACUGGGAGGUGUCGAAGCAUUUGGGUCGGGUCUGGUUCCCUGACAUGAUGCCUACAUGGUAGAGUUUGGUGAGGGGCUAAUUUGUUUUUUGUUUGGAUUUUUUUUGUGUGUACAGAUUCUUAUUUUUACUGGUACAACAGAAGAAGAAAUUACAUCUUUUUGAUCUUAUUUUGUUUUUAAUUUGAUGUAGCUCAUGCAUUUAUAUAAUUUAAUCACUCAUAUCAUUUAGCAUUUUCUUACUCUGAGCCCUUCAGACCUGUUGUUGUUAUUUACACAUCAAUUAGUAGCUUGAACUGAUGGGUGUAUCUGGAAUCUGUUGGGAAUUUGAGGAAUUAUGCUCAAGACAGAAGUUGCUCCACAUCUGUGUUGCUGACAUGCAGGCAGAUAUUUUUCUUUUGUAUAUAUGGUAAAUAUAUAUUUUUUUGCCUUGUACAGGCAUAACUACAGUCCUUUUAAUAAAAGGAAGUAACUUCACAGAGAUGAAUUUUACAAAGACAAGUAUAAUUGUUGUCGCCACACUAAAUGCACAAUGUGUGUGAAAUCAGUUUGUGUUAUCAUCUUCGUCGUGGAUAAAAGGUAAAUGCAGUACAUAAAUUGGACGGGGUGAUCAGCAUGAUAAGCUAGGAGGUUUUUGGUUAAUCGCUGUGCAAACGCUUGUGGAUUUUUUUUUUUUUUUAAAUUUACGUUAUUGUCUGUGCGUAAUUGCUAACUGGUCUUUGCAAAGAGACUUUGUGUGGCCCAGACUGGGUGGUGGUCAUGAGACAGCAGUCUGGUAUGCAGCAGCAGAGGUGGAUUCUGUCUUGAAAUUAUGUUUUUGUUUCUUCUAACCUCUCCAGCUUUCCCUCACAAAGCCACUAUUCCCUGUCGACUGAGUCACUACCACUUGUUAUUUUUGUGUUCUUCUAUCCAAGUGGAAAAGCCCAAGGAUAGCCUAUCUCCUGUUUGUAACAUUAACUGGCUGGCCAUGAUGAGCUUGUAAAUAUCUCUAAGUUGCACCACGUUUUUUCCUCUUUCCUGUAUUGUACCACAAAUUAUCCUGUUGAAACUGUAAAGAAAAAAGUUAAUAUUUGAAAACAUAUACAUAAAACAAACCCUAAUUACAGACAUUAAUAUGCGGUAUACUUGUACAAACAACGUAUAACUUUAAUGCACUUUUUCUCUAAUGAAGGUCCCCAAGCUUGGCAAAGUAAACCCAUACAGCCGCAGAGGUAAUUUCUUUCUGUUGUCACAAACUCUCUUUGUAGAUUAUUUGAAUUUCUGCUUCCUUUUUUUAAAGAUUUAUUUUUAUUUUUAACAUUCUAAAUCUAAUGAAUAGUAUGGAUUAUUUAUUAUAUGAGGAGAAAAUCCCUUUACCAAGAGAAACUAUCAUAUAAUGUGCUACUAUAAUACAAAUGUCUAUCUAAGAAGGAUUUUCUAUUUAGUUUUUGUAGUCUGUGUUGUAAUAUCUAAUGUGUUUAAUACUGGUAUAGGAAAUAAAAAAAGGAGACUGUAUCACGAAUUCCAGAGAUAAACAUAUUUAACUAUUAAUCCUGGUGAUGUAGUCACUUAAAUUUGUAAUUAGGGGAAAAAAUGCAAAUAUUGUGGGUUUGAACCACUGAAUUACAAGGUUACAAUCAUUUAAUUACCUCCAAUAAACAAAGUGAGAAGAAUGAGUAGGUGUGGCUCCAGCUGAAUGCUUCGCAAACUGAUCACUGACUUUUGUUAAAUCCUAUUUCUUAAAUUAAAAUUUUAUUUUUCUCAGUCCCAUGAUAAUAAUAAUAAUAAUAAUAAUAAAACAUGUUAUUACUUGCACAAUCACCCUUUCGUUGAUAUAAAAUGAUGCUGUUCCACAUAGUGAAACAGAAAAAUGUCAAGUCCUGAUCCGAAUGAAUAUUGUUUAACCAUUUUUCAUUUAACGUUGGUUGUGUAUUAUUAUUAUGUUAACUGUAGUUACAUUUGUAAAAACAUCAAAUUUGAUAGCCUGCUGCUCUGUUAAUAGACCCAUCCUGUCUUUAUGUGUUUUCUUCCCUGCAUGAUUCAUCCCGUUUGUUAGAAAACCAAAUGAAAAUACUUUCAAAACAUUGUUUUUCCUGUUUGUAAAUACACGCCAUCUGCUGGUUAGUGUGGUUAACUGCAUUUCUUUUCACCUGUGCAUGAAGAUGAUUAUUGUAAUCUAAGCAUGGGAUGGAGAGAUGAUCUUUCUUCUGAAACAGUUCAGCUGCUGUUAAGUUAUAUUUUCUCUUACUAAAGCUGUAUAAUACUGAGAUUUAUUUGAAAGUAACUUGUAUUUUUUUUCCAAAGUUAUACAAUAUUUUAGUUUAUAGUCAUUAAAAACGCUUGUUUAAAAAAA
Molecule: messenger RNA, 3881 nt
Organism: Xiphophorus couchianus (Monterrey platyfish)
Lineage: Eukaryota; Metazoa; Chordata; Actinopteri; Cyprinodontiformes; Poeciliidae
Product: F-box/LRR-repeat protein 3-like
Exons: 6
Coding region: 310-1614 (434 amino acids)
Cellular component (GO): mitochondrion
Molecular function (GO): protein binding
Source: RefSeq, a predicted model, not a curated record